Fundulus heteroclitus (mummichog) is the source of this 2583-nucleotide messenger RNA. RefSeq names its product porcupine O-acyltransferase. Gene Ontology annotation, molecular function: Wnt-protein binding; palmitoleoyltransferase activity. Lineage: Eukaryota; Metazoa; Chordata; Actinopteri; Cyprinodontiformes; Fundulidae. The transcript has 15 exons. Gene Ontology annotation, cellular component: endoplasmic reticulum; membrane. The record is from RefSeq and is a predicted model, not a curated record. Bases 210 to 1598 code for a protein of 462 amino acids. Gene Ontology annotation, biological process: protein palmitoylation; lipid modification; canonical Wnt signaling pathway.
GCUGGCCGGUGCCCUCUCGCAUGUCUUCAUAGAUGAUUAACCAGUUGUGCUGAUGCUGUGACAAUGGGAGCGAUCCAGACCUGCAUCAUCUAGACCGAGGGGGUCCUGCAGCGGCUGGACGCAGACCAGAAGGACUGUAGAGAAAAACAUCUGGACAGAGACACAAAGGAGGGACCUCCUGCUGCUGCUGCUCGGACACGGGUGCAGAGAUGGGGGUGUUCAGCCGGCAGAGGUUUUUCCAGGAGCUUGCUCAUGGCUGCCUGCUGCCUACGGCUCAGCAGGGCCUGGAGCAGGUUUGGCAGCUGUUGGUCAUCUGCCUGAUGUGUCGCCUGCUCUGGAUGUUGGGUCUCCCCUCCUUUGUGAAGCACCUGUGCACGGUGGCGGGAGGUUUCUACACCCUCUAUCUGUUCUUUGAGCUCCACAUGAUCUGGGUCGUCCUCCUCAGCCUUCUCUGCUACCUCUUCCUCUUCCUGUGCCGCCACUCGACUAUCCGAGGAACCUUCCUGUCCAUAACGGUGCUCAUCUACCUGCUCCUCGGGGAGCUGCACAUGAUGGAUACCACCAACUGGCACAAAAUGAGAGGUUCACAGAUGGUGGUUGCCAUGAAGGCCAUCUCCCUGGCCUUUGAUCUGGACAGAGGCGUUGUGACCAAUGUCCCCUCACCCAUUGAGUUCAUGGGCUAUAUUUACUUUGUGGGCACGGUCAUCUUUGGGCCCUGGAUCAGCUUCAACAGCUACAAAGAAGCUCUAGAGGGACGUAAGUUGAGCUUAGGGUGGCUGUUAAAAGUGUCCGUUAGCUGGGUGAAGAGCCAGAUCUGCCUUGUCGUUUCCAACUGCGUGGCUCCCUACCUCUUCCCAUACUUCAUCCCCGUCUACGGAGACAAGCUGCUCCGAAGCAAAAAGAGGAGGAAGAUCAGAGGUUCUUUGGCCAAGUGGCUGCUGGCAUAUGAGAACACGGCGUCCUUCCACUUCAGCAACUACUUUGUUGGCUACCUGAGCGAGACUACGGCCACUCUUGCAGGGGCAGGCUUUACAGAGGAGAAAGAGAAUCUCAAAUGGGACCUGAGCGUGUCCAAGCCCCUUAAUAUUGAGUUUCCUCGGUCCAUGGUGGAGGUGGUGACGUCGUGGAAUGUGCCCAUGUCUCGCUUUCUGCACACGUAUGUGUUCAAGAGCGCGCUCAAAUUCGGGACGUUCACUGCCAUCAUGGUGACAUACAUAGCCAGCGCCCUCCUGCAUGGUCUAAGUUUCCAUCUGGGUGCAGUGCUCAUAUCUCUGGGGUUCAUUACGUACGUUGAGCACGUUUUACGGAAGAGGCUUGCUGCCAUUUUUAAUGCUUGCGUGCUUUCAAGGAAAUGUCCACCAAGCUGCAGUCACCAAAACAAAAAGAAGCUGUGGGUGUAUAUGAUUAACAUAGCAUUUUCUGCUUUGGCACUACUUCACUUGACAUAUCUGGGCUCCGUGUUCAACUCCAGUGUGGACUACAUGGAGGAGGAUGAGGACGACAUCACCCACCACACCAUUCAGAAGUGGUCCGAGCUGAGCUGGACGAGCCACUGGGCCACGUUCGGGUGCUGGAUAUUCUACCGCCUCAUUCUCUAACAACGGGAGACGAUGAAGAAGUGAAAGAAGCAAUAAUCAGAAGCAGGUUUUCCACUUCUGUACCGUGACUUUUUCCUAGAUCAGACCGAGGAAGGCAACUUGCAGUUUUCAGGUUGUGCUGCAUGUGGGUCGGGUAAUGCUAUUCUAACCUGCUGGGGACUAGUUUUGAUAUCUAUAAAAAGAUAGACCACAGCGCCUUUCCCUCCCCCCCCCCGCCCCUCCCUUUUGUCUGUUUCACAUUCUUUUUAUCUGAGGCAGAGCCAUCGUGGCCUCCUGUUGUGACAGCAUUUUCCACUGUCUCACUGUGACUAACAAUCAAUAACUAUCGGCACGGAGGAGACGGCACACACGUGACGGAGCACGUGAGGCGGACGUCCUGCUGAGGUGAUGGCCUCUCUCAUGUCAGCCGCUUUCUAGUCAUGCAAAGUCUCCCAGACGGUCUCACAUUUGGUCGUUUUACACGCCUGACUGUGUUUCAGUGGGAUUUUAUGUAAUACACCAACAGAAAGCGGUGUAUAAUUGUAAAGUGGACAGAAAGUUGUUGGUUUUUAACAGGUUUUGGCAUAAUUUAAAACUUUAGCUUGUGGCUGAAAGCCUUUUUUGGUUUAGAUCAGCUUUGCUCAGCGGGAGACCAAAGCUUUUUACCCGUUCUUCUUAGCAAAGGAGCUCAGUCCGGACUUUAACUUGGCCAUUCUAAUACACGCAUGCGCUUUGGUUCAAGCACUUUCACUGUAGAUCGGUUUCUGUGUUCAGGGUCAUUCCACUGGUAGCUGAACCUCUGCCCUAAUCUCCAUUUCUUUACAGUCUCUAACAGGGUUUCUUCACUUUCCCCACAAAUGUUGACCAAUUUCUCUGUCCCUGCUGUAGAAAGGCAUCCUCAGAGCGCGCUGCUGCAACCACCACCAUGUCUCAUAGCGUGUUUGUCCUCUAACACUGCAAAAACAGAACUAAAAAUGAGUAAAAUUUUCAUUGAAAUGAAUGCAUU